Cercocebus atys (sooty mangabey) is the source of this 4846-nucleotide messenger RNA. It is a transcript of the gene TMC3, whose product is annotated as transmembrane channel-like 3. Lineage: Eukaryota; Metazoa; Chordata; Mammalia; Primates; Cercopithecidae. The coding region runs from base 34 to 3540 and encodes 1168 amino acids. Gene Ontology annotation, cellular component: plasma membrane. Gene Ontology annotation, molecular function: mechanosensitive monoatomic ion channel activity. The transcript is spliced from 23 exons. The record is from RefSeq and is a predicted model, not a curated record.
GGAGAAGCUGCUGACCUUUGCUGAAGGACUAGGAUGAGCUACUCAUCCCAUUUUACAGCUGGCAACCUAUUUUCAGAAUAUCGAGAGCACCAGCUGCAAGCACACAGUCUUGUUCCUGAGAACCGGCGGGCAGAGCAAACUCCGCUGCUUCUGUUCAGAAACCUCAGAACGGACCCUUGCCUGCUAACUUCCCAGCUCUCUGGCCAGCUUCUGAUCGUUAGCAGUCUGUUGACUCCCAUGAAAACCUCAAAGGCAUCCCAGCGCUAUAGAGGCAUCCGGAGAAAUGCCAGUCAGUGCUACCUCUACCAGGAAUCUCUGCUGCUCAGCAACUUGGAUGACAGCUUUAGUGCUGAUGAAACAGGGGACAGCAAUGAUCCGGAACAAAUCUUCCAGAAUAUACAGUUCCAGAAAGAUCUCAUGGCAAACAUUCGCUGCAGACCCUGGACUAUGGGACAGAAGCUGAGGGCAUUGAGACGAGCGAAGGACAUUGUACUAAAGUUCGAAGGGAGGCUGACCAGGACCCGAGGCUACCAAGCAGCAGGUGCAGAGCUCUGGCGGAAAUUUGCUCGUCUCGCCUGUAACUUUGUGGUCAUCUUCAUUCCCUGGGAAAUGAGGAUAAAGAAAAUUGAGAGUCAUUUUGGAUCUGGCGUUGCCUCCUAUUUCAUAUUCUUGAGAUGGUUAUUUGGAAUUAAUAUUGUGCUCACCAUUAUGACAGGUGCUUUUAUUGUCAUUCCAGAGCUGAUUGCAGGCCAGCCCUUUGGAAGCACGGCCAGAAAGACCAUCCCCAAGGAGCAGGUUUCAUCAGCCCAAGACCUGGACACCGUCUGGUCUCUGGGGGGCUGCCUCCAGUACUCAGUCCUCUUCUACGGAUACUAUGGCAGGGAGAGGAAGAUUGGGAGAGCUGGCUACCGGCUGCCCUUGGCGUAUUUCCUAGUGGGGAUGGCAGUGUUUGCUUACAGCUUCAUCAUUCUUUUAAAAAAGAUGGCUAAGAACUCCCGCAUGAGCCUUGCCAGUGCUUCCAAUGAAAACUACACCUUCUGCUGGCGGGUGUUCUGUGCCUGGGAUUACCUCAUUGGAAACCCAGAGGCUGCAGAGAGCAAAACAGCUGCCAUCGUGAACAGCAUCAGGGAAGCUAUACUGGAAGAACAGGAGAAAAAGAAAAGCAAAAACCUGGCAGCGACCAUCUGCCUGAGGAUUAUUGCCAACAUCCUGGUGCUUCUCUCAUUGGCUGGAAGCAUUUAUCUCAUCUACUUUGUGGUGGACCGGUCCCAGAAGCUGGAGCAGUCGAAGAAAGAGCUGACACUUUGGGAAAAGAAUGAGGUCAGUGUGGUGGUCUCCCUUGUCACCAUGAUAGCACCAUCAGCCUUUGACCUCAUUGCUGCCUUAGAGAUGUACCACCCCAGGACCACGCUGCGCUUCCAGCUUGCAAGGGUCCUUGUGCUGUAUCUGGGAAAUCUCUACAGCCUGAUCAUUGCUCUCCUGGACAAGGUUAACAGCAUGAGCAUUGAGGAAAUGGCUACGAAAAAUAACACAAGUCAUUGGAUAGAUUCUACUACCUUCUUUGCAACCAGGACAGCCCCUGAAGAAGAGAAAUGGUCCACAUCUCGGCCUGGAAUGGGGCUCAGGAGAAACAGCACAUGGGCCUUGGAAGAGACCAGCAUUUCAGCUUACACCAUGCCUCUCAUAAAGGCGAACAGGACUAGCCUCUACCCUCAGAGUCCACAAGACCAGUGCUGGGAGACAUACGUCGGUCAGGAGAUGCUGAAGCUCUCCAUCAUUGACAUGCUCUUCACCGUGGCGAGCAUUCUGCUCAUAGACUUCUUCCGAGGACUUUUCGUGCGGUACUUAAGUGACUACUGGUGUUGGGAUCUGGAAAACAAGUUUCCUGAAUAUGGAGAAUUCAAAAUAGCUGAGAAUGUGCUACAUUUAGUCUACAACCAAGGAAUGAUUUGGAUGGGGGCCUUCUUCUCCCCAUGUCUCCCAGCAUUCAACGUUCUCAAACUCAUUGGGCUCAUGUACCUGAGGAGCUGGGCUGUGCUGACCUGCAAUGUGCCCCACCAGCAAGUAUUUCGAGCCUCAAGAUCCAACAACUUCUACUUGUCAAUGCUCCUGUUCAUGCUGUUUCUGUGCAUGCUGCCAACUAUUUUUGCUAUUGUCCGAUACAAGCCAUCUCUAAACUGUGGGCCAUUCAGUGGACAAGAGAAAAUUUAUGACAUUGUGUCAGAAACGAUUGAGAAAGACUUUCCCGUGUGGUUUGGCUCCGUGGUUGGGCACAUCAGUAGCCCCGUGGUCAUCCUGCCCGGGGUACUCCUGCUUUUCAUGCUCAUCUAUUAUCUCCAGAGCAUCGCACGGUCGCUAAAGCUCAGCAACCACCAGCUCAAAAUGCAGAUCCAAAAUGCAAGAUCAGAGGAUAAGAAAAAGGUUGCCCAGAUGGUAGAAGCCCGAAUCCAGACCCAGGAAGAAAGCACCAAGAAGCUUCCAAACAACAGUGAUCUUACCAGCCAGCUGUCCUCAGCGCACUCGGGCACACCCCAAAACAACGGCAACGUGGUCCAUUUUGACUCAGGGAGCAGCAAGGGUGGCAGGAUAGAGACAGUCGCACAGUCCAUGCCCCAGAGCCCCAGGCCAGGGGACGGGACUCCUAGCUCACCUCUCCCUGGGGUCUCCAAAUCCAGGCUAGAGCAUGAAACUAACAGGUAUCUGCGUGGUCUGUGUGCAAGCACCAGCGACCUUCACAGGAACAGAUCGCGCACACCUAUGACAUUUACAAAGCACAUCGAAGAUGUACACUCAGAACCUCUUUUCCGAAAAGACUUUCAGCAAAUGAACCCACCUCACCGUGGGCCAGAGGCCUCGACUUUGGUGACACAGGGUCCCAAGCCCCACAGCCCCAGAUACUAUGUCAUUAAUGAACGUGACUCUUACAAGAAAAAACAUCUAAAUGUCUGGCCAGAAAGACAUUUCAAGAUAGAUGCUUCAGGUGACAUUGUGGAGCUGUACCCUAGGAACAUGCAACAAUAUGCAUCAUGGGUCCCCCGCCAGCCUCCCUCCCCACAGCUGAGUGAAGAAGAGGAGGAGACGCCAAGGAGAGACUGGAUCAAACAGUCUCUUCCCCCAUGCUCUCUGAUAGACCUCCGUCAGGCUCCUCAUUUUUAUAUUGGGGAGAGGUCCGAAAGUCAGAACCUGGCUCCCAAGCACCAGGGGAGGGUGCACUACAAGUUGUGGAAGGAAGAUUUUGAGGGUCACCUUGAGAGGCCAGCCUAUGUGCCCAAAAAGCCACGAUCCCGGAAUUUCCAAUACCCACAGCCCCCUCUGAAGCCCAGAGGGAAGCCCAGGUUUGAGCCAUCCCUCACGGAAUCUGACUCCGUGUCGGCAGCAUCCAGCAGUGACCAGCAGAACAGCAGUGCUGACCAGUACCUGCAGGUCACCCACAGCCAGGGCAGGUUCCUGAGGUCCGUGGGCCAGCCCAGCAGGAGGAAGGCCAAGUCGGGGCAGGAGCUGACCAUGGAUCUGGAUGACUUGAUUUGUUCAAACGUCUAGGCUUCCUCCAGUGUCCCGUUCCUAGAGGUCAGGCCCCAAUUGGAGUGCUGGGCCAGCACAUGGCAUCUCCCUUUCUGGAAAAAGAGGUGAACACGUGUGUUAGAGACCUGAGGGGCAUGGCCAGCCGCUGCUAGCUGAGGCUCUGAGGCUGACAGGGCUACAGGUACCUAUUCUACAGCUACUGUUAGCCAAAUGUAUCCGAGUUAGGUGGUACCAAAGUAUGUUACCAGCAGCGAAUCAUUACGUGUCUGCAGCAACCUCAAUACUUGCCUCCUCAGAAGAAUUUGGCAGAGGGGCACAAGACAGAAGGAGAGACUGAGGCAACUUUUAGAGCAGGCAUGAAAGUUUACUGAAAAGCUUUAAAGCAGGAAUGGAAGAACGUGAAAUAUAUUUAGUAGAGGGGCAAGCAGGCGACUUGAGAGAUCGAGUGCACCAUUUGACCUCUGACUUUGGGUUUUACACGUUGUCAUGCUUCCGGUGUCUUGCGUUACUUCUCCCCCAUUCUUCCCUUUCUUCCCUUGGGGAGGUCUGUCCGCAUGCGCAGUAGUGGCCUGCUAGCGCUUGGGAGGGGAGCAUGCGCAGUGUGUUUACUGGUGUUGUGCACAUGCUCACUCACGGUUCUUCCCUUACCACCGGAAUGCUCCAUUUUGUCUUUUAGUGCGCAUCCUUGAGCCCACUCACCCAACUCCUGACAUUUCAUCUGGAAGCUGCCGACCACCAGUUUCAGGUUUUUUCUAUCUAUUGAGAGACUGUCUUUCCCUGGUGCCAGCUGUGACCAAUUAUUAUUUUAGAGAGACAACUAACAGCCACCUGACCAUCACCUGAUGGUCGCCUGACAUUCCUGGGGGUUGUGUUGAAGAAGGAAUUCAUGAAUUUUACAAGUAUAAUCAAAGACAACCAAAAAUUUUUACUUUUUCCUUCAAAAGCUAAGUGUAGUGUAGCUCCCCAAUAGUGUAAGUUAAAGAAGAAUACUAACUGCCUGUUUUUCCUUCUGUGCUCAGCAAGCCUUAUCUGUACUUGCUAGUUUCACAUUCCUUGAGGCUCAGUGAGUUCCUGCGUCACCUCCCUAGUGCAGCUGCAAAAUUACAAGGUUGAUGCAGAAACAUGGCUUCCAAGGGAUGUGGAACAUGUAGUGUAGAUAAAUGUAAAAGAUUGAUCAACUGCCUUUGUUCUCGCUUCUGUAAUACGCUUCCUGCCUCAUGUAGCUCCUGGCCACUGACUGCUUAAAAGGUGGCUGCUUUCUGUGUCCAGGGCUCAGACUUUCCUGGACACUAGUCCUACUGAGCCAGGUGAUCACCUUUUAAUA